Messenger RNA from Puccinia graminis f. sp. tritici CRL 75-36-700-3, 1036 nucleotides. RefSeq lists its product as uncharacterized. The coding region runs from base 1 to 642 and encodes 213 amino acids. The record is from RefSeq and is a predicted model, not a curated record. Lineage: Eukaryota; Fungi; Basidiomycota; Pucciniomycetes; Pucciniales; Pucciniaceae. The transcript is spliced from 3 exons.
AUGACUCCAUUCACCAACAGCCUGAUUGCUCUCGCCAUCUUGAACACCGUUCAAGCCUCCUUGUCGCCGACUUUCCCCGUUCAAGGCAGCACUUGCGUCGUUCUCCAGUCGUGUCAAAUCAAAUGGCAAGACGACUCGACCUUACCAUCAACGACUACCAUGGGAGAGACCACUAUUGACUUGGUCAUGGGCAACGCCUCCAACUUGCAAGCCGUCCAAAACCUUGGCGGUGUGAUGAACCCCUCCGUUGCCACUGCGAUCACCUUCCAACCCAUCGCCGGCCUCUCACCCACCGAGAAAUACGCUGUACGGUUCAUCGCCAAGGGCAAUGCGUCCCACCCGAUCUUUUCGACCUACUUCACAAUCACUGGUGGUUCCAGUACCGCCAAACCUUUGGCUACACCAAACUCGGUCCUUGCUGCCAGCAAUCCCUCCUCGCCAUCCAGCGGCCCUUCCGCGAUUAUCGGUAACAAGGCCCCUACCGGAGCAUCCACCGCGCCCACAUCAUCCAAUGUCAUGACCGCCUCCAACAACACCACCGCCUCUGACAACGCCGAAAAAUCAUCGGCCAGCUUCGUCGGACCAUCCUCCACCGUCCUCGCCGGAAUGGCUGCUGCGGUUGCUUCUCUCUUGUUUUUGUAAUCGUCUCCCGGACCCUUUAGAAGUUGGACCACAUUCCUUAUUUAUCCUGCUUUUAAGUUUUCCCCUUGAUGCGUACAUUGUUGCUGCAAGUUUAAGACUCGCCUUCUUGCAAUUCAUUCGAUUAUUUCUUUUUUUUUUUUGUGUAGUACUUGUUCAGAUGCCACUCGCUCUUGAUCCUAAAUAUGACACAUGCUUGUAAAAUUUUACUUGUUUGAAAGAGUUGGAAACUUCCGUUUGGUUACUGGACGCAUCAUCUGCACUUUGCCUAACCUCUCCCACUUUCCAUCAAACACCAGAUCGAAGCAUUAUUUGAGGCUUUUCACUAAUACUAUUAGGGUUUCCUUGCUUAACAAAUGUGACGUGAAGUUAAGGUACCUGUUAUUCUCAUGGGCUC